UAGGCAGGUCAGCAAACAAGUCGUCCAAAUUAACUGAGAAUCAAACGAACUAUACAUAUUUUAAUUUUAUUUUCUUGAGUUUAUUAAACUAAAUUAAUACCUAGUGGAUGCUAGUGUAGACUCCCUGUUUAGUGUUAAAACUGAAUAAACAAAGCUUUAUUUGAUUACGGUAUCUACUACACUGUAAAUAUGGAUGAGACCAAAAAGGGAUCAUCACAAAGUACCCCAAGUAUCGAGGAGCUAAAAACUAUAGGAAAUGAAUGUGUUAAAGAAGCAAAGUAUAUUGAAGCUGUGCUUCAUUAUACACAGGCGAUAAAGAUGGAUCCAAAUAAUUAUGUAUUAUACAGCAAUAGAUCUUAUGCAUUUUUGAAACUGGACCAGCAUUACCUUGCACUUCAAGAUGCUAAUGAAACGGUUAGACUACAGCCGAAUUGGGCCAAGGGAUAUUUUCGACGAGCAGAAGUUGAAGCUGCCAGUGGACUUUAUGAUGAAGCAAUCAUAUCAUACACCAGAGCCUUACAACUAGAGCCUCAUAAUCAAAAAUUAAUGGAGUCUAUAAAAACUAUUAGUGACACGCAGAAGAAUAAACAAAAAGUAAAUCAAAAUAUCAUAUGGAUUUGUACAUGUCUGGGCUUGAUUGCGGGUAUAGGAGUUGUUAUACUAGAUUUUAUGUUGACUUCAAAUCCUACACUAACGCACCCUUUAAGUAUGGUAGCAUUUUCGAUCGCGCUUUCAGGUCUUGGGUGGGCAAUAGGCAAAUCUGCAACAUUGAUGACUGCAUGGAAUGCUGGUAAAUCAUUGCAACCUCCUGAGGAUUUAGGUGUAAGUAAUUCAUCUGAAGAAAAGGAAUCUCCUGUUCACGAGAAAAGAACUAAAUAUAGCAAAGCACAGGCUCGGAAAAGAUAUAAACAAGGAAAAAUUUAGUCAAAAGAUGUUUAUAUCUGUUGAUAUUCAAUUUCAGCAUGUAUGCAUAAUGUCAAACAUUUAUAUUUGCAUUUUUGAUUUUACGAAAGUGGUUAAAUAGGUUUAACUUAGACAUUUUUAGUUAUAUACCUUUCAAAUAUUGGACAUUCAAUUUAGGAAGGCUUAUUGAUUUCAUUUAUUCAAAUAACAAUAAAUCUGAGUUAAUAUGAUUUGUCAAGAUAAUUUCCAAUUUAUAGCAAAGAUUGAACUUAAACAAGGCCAAUCAGUAUUUUAAGACAGUUGGCUCUGUCUACGCCGCAAGUGUUAUAGACGUGAUUAUAUGUUUGUAUACCUGUUUGCUGUAGAUCUAAAAAUGGUAUUUGACAUUAUGCAUAUCAUCAAUUUUUAUUAGCCUUAAAUUUGCUUGGUGUGGGUGAGUUAAAAAUAAGUCUUAUAAAGUAUGAAGUGUUAAAGCGUAUUUUAUGACUUUCGUUACAUAAUUAUGUACCAAAAGACAAAACAAUAGUGUUGGUGUCACUAUUUUCAAUUUAAUUGUAAAAACAAGAAUGCGUUUUAAUUUCGCAAAAUCAUUUAAUACAGCGUACCUAUAGAGUUCUUAUGAAUAUGGUGAUAUGAUGGUCUAAUACAAGUUUGUAAAAUCAAAAUCUGAUUUUUUUAUUGAUUAUUUUCCAAUAAUAUAUAUACAUAAUCAAUAAUAAGUUAUUGCAUAAUUAUGACCAUUAUAGUCGCAUUUGUAAAACCAUCUAUGUAUAUAAAAUUAUAUAGUGACACUAACCUAUAAUAUUCCAGUUUUAGUAAUAGUAAGUUACAUAUCUUGUUUUAGUUUUUAUAAGUGUUAUCAAAUGACCAUUUUGAAAUAAGACAUUUUAUAUGAGGUAGUCAUUGUUAUAAGAAUAUUAUUGUCGUUUUGUCAAUACACAGGUCCAAGGUAUACGGCUAGAAACAUGGCGAAGUUUAUUUGAAUGAACACACAGUAAGACAUAAUUAUAAAACUUGACAUCCUUUAGUUUAUAUUAAAUUACAGUCUUAAAAAAUGCAGCGUCCUCGCAUGCAGCAUUGUGUCUAGGGCCAAGAGAAUAUUUUAAAGCGUAAGUUAAGAGGAGGAUAUAUAAAACCGGGUCAACCAAGUGGCUAACAUUGUUACCAUACCAUACCAUGAAAAAAAGAACCAAACAGCGUGCCAUCGUGUACAGUAUACAAGUACAUAGUGAUAGGUACAAAAGACGGCCGCUAUGCAGGAUCGGCUAUUACAUACCACGUACUUUGUCUCAUAGUAUUGGCAUUUUAAGUUAUCCCGGUCUAUUUUAUUUCUUAGCCAUUCGGUUUGGUACACGAAUUAUUAUUUAUCCUUUUCAACUUGCAACCUUUUGGUGUACUGUGCGUAUAUGUUCAUGCGCAUCAUGUUGUUUUGAUAUCGGAAAUUGUUGUGCAAAUUUUGUAUAAUAUUAUAAAUUUUUGUACUUAAUGUAACUGUCAAAUCUUGCAAUAUUUGUUUAUCAUGUGAUUUUUUUUUAAUUGAAGAAAUAUAUCGACUUAAACAGAUAAUUUCGUUUUUUUACAUAUUUAGGCUU
Molecule: messenger RNA, 2495 nt
Organism: Amyelois transitella
Lineage: Eukaryota; Metazoa; Arthropoda; Insecta; Lepidoptera; Pyralidae
Product: stress-induced-phosphoprotein 1
Exons: 5
Coding region: 190-924 (244 amino acids)
Molecular function (GO): Hsp90 protein binding
Source: RefSeq, a predicted model, not a curated record